Messenger RNA from Drosophila biarmipes, 1482 nucleotides. RefSeq names its product zinc finger matrin-type protein 3. Lineage: Eukaryota; Metazoa; Arthropoda; Insecta; Diptera; Drosophilidae. Gene Ontology annotation, molecular function: nucleic acid binding; zinc ion binding. The record is from RefSeq and is a predicted model, not a curated record. The coding region runs from base 172 to 1284 and encodes 370 amino acids. The transcript has a single exon.
ACAUACCGUACGUACAAUUCGAAAGUGUUGACAGCUUAUGGACCUUUUCUUUAAAGUGAACCUGUUCUUAUUACAACGGAUCCUAUACGAAUUUUCCGGGCGUUUGACGCAUGCGUGAUUCGCGUGGUGACAUCUCUAGCUUUGCGUUGACCUAUAGAUUUCCAGCCCGAAAUGAGCUCCCCUGGAUUCCUGAGUGGCUUCCACAUUCCGCACCUGGCGCCGGGGGCAGCCCCAUAUGACCCAAUGGAGGAAACUCGUGACGAAUCUCCGCCAGCGCCGGAAAUUUCCACAGGAAGCCGCCUGGUGGCGCCUGGAAAACAAGCGUGCAACUCUAACUCUGGUUCCCCGAGAGCGCCCAUGAAACGGAAGGCUGAGCCGGUGGGGGAGGAUUCCUCAGAGGCGGACAACAAGCUGGUCUUGUUUCCCGGACGCGACGAAAGCUAUCCGGAGGAACUGAACCGCCUGAUUGGCCCGCUGAACUGCGAGCUGUGCAAGGUGCAGGUGACGUCGCGGAAGUGCGCCCGGGAUCACUACGAGUCGAAGGCCCACGACCGGCACAUCAGCGCCUGGCUGGCAAAGAACUACACGGAGGCGGGUCUGCAGGCUCCUCCGGUGAAGCGCCUGGCCAAGCAGGGACCCACCGGCCCCAACGCCUUCCACUGCGACCUGUGCGACCUGGACCUCACCUCCUCCAUGCACGCCCGGCAGCACUACUUGGGCCGCAAGCACAAGCUGGUGGAGCAGCGCAUCUCGAAGCCGUCGGGAGCCGGGCACUACGAUGCAGCCGGCAAGUGGGUGCGCACGGGCAGCAAGUUCGAGGGGGAAGGAGCUAGCCCCUCUGAUGGGCGCCAGAGCAUCGGGACACUAUUCCUCAAGGCUGAGAACGCGGACCAAGAUGCUUCAGCUGAGGAAGUACCUCUUCCGGAGAGCCCGAUGAGGUCGGACGACAAGGAGCGCACUUGCAGCCUGUGCAAAAUAAUGGUUACCUCGGCUCCCCAAAUGCAGAUCCACCUGGCGGGGGCUAGGCACCAGAAGAACAUGAAAGCUGCCGGCGAGGAUCAGCCAGCAGCAUCAGCAGCCGUCACUCUUCCGGAUGCGCCUCCGGCUCCGGCCGCGAAACUAAGCCCCGAGGAACUUGCCUUGUAUCGCACCCCAAUUGGGCAGUACUACUGCCAGCCCUGCAACAUGAUGAUGAACCACGUGACCACCUUGCAACAGCACCUCAUCGGCAAGAAGCACAUGAGAACGGCGAAAAACCUUCCCCAGACCGAAAAGACAGCCUAAGGAAGUCUUUCCUCCAUUCACCUAUACAUUUAAUGAGUACCAGACGAUAAUUCUUAAAUUGUAGUAUCAUAACUAUAGCCUUGUAGAAAUGUGGAAACAUUUCAUUUUUAAGAUCCACUUAUGUUGUAGGUUCAUAAUUUGGAGCCCAUGAAGCAAAUAAAAUUCUGUUCCAAUUGGAUAUCGGUAUCCAUAAAUCAA